CGUUGUUAAUGGAGCCCUGACAUCGUUGUGCGACCAACGUCAUCAGCUGCGCGAGAGAGCUUGUCCGAAUCUCCCUCUCAUGACUUCCACAGUCCAGUCACAUCGCAGGAGAUCCUGUCGGAAGCCUGCCGACGUAUUAUUAUAUCGCGAUUCCUGAGGGAAUCGGAUCCUCAGAAAACCGCUCAUAAAAAUGACGACCCACCAGAAGACGGCUGAAAGUAAUGCCUCGAGACAUGGAAGUGGCUUGCGUACGAUAAUCGGCAAAUUACGGACAACCAAACGGCCGCCAUCGCUGGACUUGACUGAAAAUAAACGAAUAUCUCAAGUCCAAGGUAUGCUGCCGUCGCAAGCACUGAAAUCUCGGGGCCGUCAGUCUAAGAAGCACGAGAAAGAUGGUGCGGCUUCAGGCAAUCUAGCACAGGAUACGCAGGGUUUCUUUUCCAAACUCCUGGGGCGACAAAACCGGCGUAAUAAGCAUCCAGAAACCAACGGACAAACGCAAGCUGUACCAGUACGGAUACGUGAGAAGAGAGUGAUUGCCUAUAAUGGAGGUCGACCGGAACAAAUAGCGCAAGUGGCGUACGAUCGCACUGUGUCUGAAUCAAGUCGGCUUGGUCAUUCUCGUAUUGACGCGAAGAUCAAUUCCGGGGAGAACAAAAGACAGUCACAAAUCUAUGUCCCAACGCAUGCAGCUCGAGAUACCUCGCGUAUGCCUGUAUCCCAUAGCCUGAAAGACCGAUAUUCGACCUUGGUCAACGAAGAAGAAGCGAGGCGACUAUCGCAGAUGUUGGCCCAACUAUCACCGCCGGCGGAAACAGACGAUAGCAGACCGCAAUCUUACUUCUCUGACGACUACUAUCGUGAUGAGCAGCGGCGCUUCACGGUUGCGACCUUGGAAGGAUCUAACGUGGACAGCGAAAGCUCAUUCGGCGUCAACGAAACGGGCAUGAAUAACACCUUGCAGCCGCCACCCACGCCAACUCGACGUCGGCACAGUCGACAGAAACGACAAUCGCACCCGCUUGCGGAGGAGUAUCAACAGAUAUCCGAAGAACCAAAGGAAUCGUCUGACUACCAGCGUUUCGUUCAGCAGGCACUUGAUCGAGAUCGUCAAGAAUCAAAUGAAAUGUGGCGCGCGGCUAUUACUAGGCCUGAAAAUAAAAAUAUCCCUCCAAUCCACGCGGACUAUUUGAAUUCGUCCUCUUUACAACGAUCCGGCACUUUCGGGGCUGGUAAAAAGGAAAGGUCUGCGUCAAAGAAAAUGGACGAUGCCUGGAAGAGAUCGAGCCACUAUAGCUAUCAAUCAGAUAGCAGGAAGCGGCGAUCUUACAACAUUGGAGGAGAUAACGACCUGAACUACGAGUCUCCCUCGAAAGAUCUCAGGAAAAAGACAACCGGGGCGAAGAGACUGUCGGAUUAUUUUAAGCCUCCCAGGGAUGUCAUAACUGGGUAUGAACAGCCGGAUAAUAAGCGUCUGAGCAGGGCGACCUUCCGAUAAAGGUGGGGGCGAAAACCGGCGGUUUGUACCAUAAUCUCUGCCCUGAGACGAAAGGUCUCACGAUGUCUGAUUAACUUAUCAGAAAUGUAAUGACUGUUUUUGUAACGAUCACGCGAGUAGGAUUUGGUUUGUCGGAUUCUGGCAGGAAUCAAUAUUGUAUACAGAGAAUACCAUUGGCAUUUAAAUCUCCGUUACA
Truncatella angustata is the source of this 1694-nucleotide messenger RNA. RefSeq lists its product as uncharacterized. The record is from RefSeq and is a predicted model, not a curated record. Bases 191 to 1498 code for a protein of 435 amino acids. The transcript has a single exon. Lineage: Eukaryota; Fungi; Ascomycota; Sordariomycetes; Amphisphaeriales; Sporocadaceae.